UGUGUGUGUGUCUCUGAGUGUGUGGUGCCUGUGUGUCUCAGUGGUGUCCAUGCAUAUUUUUCUGUGUGGUGUGUCUGUUUGUGUGUGUGUGAAUCUACGUGUGUGUUUGUCCAUCUUUUUGUCUGGCCAAACCACACGAUCAACCACACGAUCAACCACACGGACUGCCUGGUCUCCGCGCUGCACCACUGCUUCGACGGCCCCACGGGGGAGCUGGCCCACGCCUUCUUCCCCCGCGGCAUCCACUUCGACGAUAGCGAGUACUGGGUCCUGGGCCCCAAGCGCUACAGCUGGAAGAAAGGCGUGUGGCUCACGGACCUGGUGCACGUGGCGGCCCACGAGAUCGGCCACGCGCUGGGCCUGAUGCACUCACAACACGGCCGGGCGCUCAUGCACCUGAACGCCACGCUGCGCGGCUGGAAGGCGUUGUCCCAGGACGAGCUGUGGGGGCUGCACCGGCUCUACGGAUGCCUCGACAGGCUGUUCGUGUGCGCGUCCUGGGCGCGGAGGGGCUUCUGCGACGCUCGCCGGCGGCUCAUGAAGAGGCUCUGCCCCAGCAGCUGCGACUUCUGCUACGAAUUCCCCUUCCCCACGGUGGCCGCCACCCCACCGCCCCCCAGGACCAAAACCAGGCUGGUGCCUGAGGGCAGGAACGUGACCUUCCGCUGCGGCCAGAAGAUCCUCCACAAGAAAGGGAAAGUGUACUGGUACAAGGACCAGGAGCUCCUGGAGUUCUCCUACCCCGGCUACCUGGCCCUGGGCGAGGCGCACCUGAGCAUCAUCGCCAACGCCGUCAACGAGGGCACCUACACCUGCGUGGUGCGCCGCCAGCAGCGCGUGCUAACCACCUACUCAUGGCGAGUCCGUGUGCGGGGCUGAGCCCGGCUGAUAAAGCACUUUCUCUCUGA
This is a messenger RNA of Pongo pygmaeus (Bornean orangutan), 908 nucleotides long. RefSeq names its product matrix metalloproteinase-23-like. Gene Ontology annotation, biological process: extracellular matrix organization; proteolysis; collagen catabolic process. The record is from RefSeq and is a predicted model, not a curated record. Lineage: Eukaryota; Metazoa; Chordata; Mammalia; Primates; Hominidae. Gene Ontology annotation, cellular component: extracellular matrix. Gene Ontology annotation, molecular function: zinc ion binding; metalloendopeptidase activity.